Molecule: messenger RNA, 3308 nt
Organism: Cydia pomonella (codling moth)
Lineage: Eukaryota; Metazoa; Arthropoda; Insecta; Lepidoptera; Tortricidae
Product: carboxypeptidase A4-like
Exons: 9
Coding region: 803-2968 (721 amino acids)
Biological process (GO): proteolysis
Molecular function (GO): metallocarboxypeptidase activity; zinc ion binding
Source: RefSeq, a predicted model, not a curated record
AAAGGGAGUAAGUAAUCCCAAGUUCAGUUUAAAGUUGAUCGCCACUUUUAUUUUAUUUCAUGAGAUAUAUACAUUAAAGAUAAAAAUAUACAUAUAUAUUAUUAGUGAAAUCGAUAGAGGAGCAAAAAUGGAUACGGUACCAAAGAGGUGCUGGGCCUUUAAAAUAUGAAAAAUGGAUUUUUGUGUGUCUCUAACAAUCCAUGCUAGAUUCCUAUCGUAUCCCUACCUACACUAUGUAUGUCGAUAGAUAUCUACAUGCAACUAACUAUAUUAGUUUCAAUUUGAGUUCUCUUUUGGAAAGCAAAUAAUAACUAAAAUAGAGCUCUAUAAUGCAAAUCAUCAUACCAUGCAAUGACAUGUCACCAGUUACAAGUCUACCAUUAUAGAUGAUACGCUCGUGAAGUAACACCCCUUUAGCCCAAGGCGCGGGAAAUGGACCAUAGAAAAUGAUCUACUUUACGCACUGCAUGUCAGUACAGUAGUUUUCAAUGACAGCGUGCACAAUCGUAAUCAACUUAUGUGAAUUAGGUACUUUCUUUUAUAUCCGCAGAAAUGUGUUUUAUUUUUAAUGUUGUGGAAACAAGUCAAAUCGUUGAUGACUAGACAAGUAAGUAGUAAAGAGAAUAAAUAAUAACAUAAAACCUAAGCGAGCGACUUGACCUAGUGCUAGCAGGCGAGUUGAAAGCGACAUUGUCGCUUUGAUGGCGGUGGCAGGGAAGGUGGUUGCACAGGCGCGCACACCUCGCCGGUACGGGUACAGUGCGCUCGCACCUCGCCAUGUACACACGCUCGCGUGGCUCACAUGGCGCGUCGCCUGACGCUGCUUGCGCUGCUGGCGUGCGCGGUCGUGGCUCGCCGCCUACCUUCUUACUCCUCCUCGGAUUCGGAAUCGUUGGACCCAUUAAUAAUAUGGGACGACACCGAGGAGUCCUUCGAGACGACUCCUUUACCGCGCCCGCGUACCCCUAAACCGACCAAAGUGAGACUUAAAAAUGAUAAAACUGUAAACAAAGACUCAAUUAGUGAGAAUAAAAAUAAGAUAGUUAAAAGUACAACAAUUAACAUUGAAAGCCACACAAACUUCUUAGUGACUAAACGGCCGCCUGUUAAAGAGCAGCAUAACCGACCCGAUUUGGCAACGGGGGUGCAGUACCAAUGGAUAGGAGGGUCAGCCCCAGACGCCUAUCGCCAAACUAGCACUCGGCGCCCUACAGUGAGAACCAAGAAGCCGACAUCAACGCGUCGUCCAAUCACUGUGACGCGCAGGACCACGAAGCCAGCGAAAUCAACCCCAAAUAAGAAUAAAACAUGCCCUCCUAAGAAAUCUGGAUGGUUACCUGAGUUUUUUAACACAGAUAAAGUGAAGAAAACACCAAAGAAGCAAGCUAAGCCAGGUUGGUUUAUAGGUUUUAUUUCUAGUAUAUAUAAUUGGAUUACAAAACCUUGGUUUGGUGGUGGGUGGACAAAAAAGUCAAAACAGAAACAACAGACCACUACCACCACUUCGACAACCACUAACGCACCUUUAACAACUUCUACAAGUGGUUGGUUUCAAACGUUGCUGGACUCCGAAGAAGACGAUGGCGCGUAUGUUGUCAAUGAAAAGAAAAAGCCGGCCAAAAAGUCGUUGAAGAAAAAUUACAAAGGUUUUCAACUGCUGAGAGCGUACCCAGACGCUCAGUGGAAAGUCCGCGAGAUGCUAGACUUGCAAGAAGAAGCUCAGGGCUCGGACCUCAUGUGGUGGACGCCGCCCUCGCUAAACGGAUCAACCGACCUGCUGGUUCCACCAGACCUCCUCAUCGACGUCAAAGAUCACAUGAAAUCCUCGAAAAUCGACUUUGAUGUGGUUAUUUGGGACUUGCAGAAAGCGAUAACAUAUGAAAAUCCCAGACUGUCAAAGAAACAAAGAUUGGAGUUGGAACAGCUGCGAGGGCACCCUAUGACUUGGCGUCGAUACCAUCGCUACGCUGACAUUCUACGUUACUUGGAGUACUUGCAGCAUCUCCAUGCCGACCUCAUCGAGCUAGUGCCCUUGGGGCGAUCUUCCGAGGGUCUACCAUUAGUAGCUGUGAAGAUUUCACUUCCAUCGAAUGAAACUCAAUCAGUGGGAACAAAAUCUAAGGAUCCUAAAAAGAAAUGGCAGUUGCGUUCUCGGAUGAAGCCAGCAGUGUGGCUCGAGGCAGGAGCGCACGCUCGCGAGUGGAUUGCGCCCGCUGUUGCUACUUGGAUUCUCCAUGCACUAGUUGAAGGCGAAAAGGGCCUAGGCGCAGAGCUCGACGUACUCAAACAGGCUGACUUCUACAUAAUGCCAGUGUUGAACCCAGACGGCUACGAGCAUUCCCACACGCACGACCGACUGUGGAAGAAAACACGGUCUCGGCUCCAGGACCAAUCUGAGGACUAUUAUAUCGGCUGGUUUCCAUGGAAUUGGGGCCGCACAGACUGUGUUGGAGUGGACGCUGACCGUAACUGGGAUUACCAUUGGGGCGAAAAGGACUCUUCACGAGACCCCUGCGCGGACAACUACGCUGGACCACAUCCCUUUAGCGAGCCUGAGACCAGGGCCGUCUCUGAGUUCUUGGCCGAGCAUAGAGGGCAAAUAAAGGUGUACAUAAGCCUGCACGCGUAUUCGCAAGCAUGGCUGGUGCCAAGCUCGCAUGCUCACGCGCCGUUUGCCGACGAUGGCGUACUGGUGGAAAUGGGGAAGCUGGCUACAGCUGCGCUUGCUGAUAUGUAUGGCACUAAGUACCAGGUCGGAACUGCAGCCGAGAUUCGACAGCCGGCAUCGGGAAUGUCGCACGACUGGGCAAAAGCUCGUGCCAACAUCAAAUUCGCCUACCAUGUGGAUCUGCGUGACUCCUUCGGACCCUACGGAUUCCUGCUGCCUGGCUCACAAAUAGUGUCCACAGCCCGCGAGACAUGGCAGGCUGUCAAAGCUAUUGUAGAUAAUUUAAGCCCUGGAUCAUAACUCUCAUACCUACUAAAAUAACUAGUAAAAUCGCUUAACCCAAUUUGAAAACUAUAAGAAGACAACUUUCUUGCAUGUUUCUAAGACUACUUUACCUAUACUAUAUAGACCUGCUUGACGAAUUGUUUCCACUUUUAUUUUAAAUUGUUAAUACAAGCGUUAAAUUCGUAAUGCUAAGGUGAAAUUAAACUUAACUAUCAAUUUCACCUGCGGUCUAGACCAUCUGACUUUGUGGCCUAGUAGAAGAGAAUUAGCCUUAUUGUAACCGGCAUAGGUAUUUUAAAUUGGUUACAUUAACUUGUCGUGAAAAUGGCAUUAAUAUAAUAAUUACAUGUGUGAA